AUGAGAUUGAAGUCCCUGCUGACCAGCUUUGCCGGCUUGGCGACGGCAUCACUAGUACUGGCCCAGGAGAAGUGCGGUUCAGAGCAGCCAGGGCCCGAAGCCUAUGAAGCUGCCGUGUCUUUCCGCGCAGCCCAGCGUGCAGAAGGGCUAUCAGCUUCAUUCCUUCAUAAGCGCGCGGAGGGCCUGCUCGUUUCGACGUAUCUGCAUGUUAUCGAAGACGAGGCUCAUAGAGGGUUUGUCACCGAUACGAUGAUCAGCGAUCAGAUGAGGGUUCUCAACGACACCUUCGCCCCUCACAAUAUCCAAUUCCUCGUCAAAGAAAUUACCCACACGGUGAACGACGCCUGGACAACACAAGCCCGCAUCAAGGAGAAAGCAGAGACACUCCGUCGAGGCGCCUAUGACGACCUCAACAUCUACUUCGAGACAGGCAUGAUGACCAACCCCAACUCCGCGACGGGAAUCUGCAGCUUCCCCGUUGAGGACCCCUGGAACACGGGCAUUAAUGGCACAUCGUGGUAUACCUUCGACGGCUGCCACGUCAGUGUCGGCACGAUGCCCGGCGGGCCGGGGGUGCCGUGGGACCCGGAGGAUAACUUGGGCAAGACGGCGACGCAUGAGGUAGGGCACUGGUUUGGGCUUUUCCAUGUGUUUGAGGGGUUUGAUUGUGAAGGAGAAGGUGACUUGAUUGAUGAUACGCCGGCGACCAAGGUUGCUACUGUUGGGUGUCCGGCGAGUCAAGAUUCUUGUCCUGAGAAGCCUGGAGUGGAUCCCAUUCAUAAUUAUAUGGAUUACACGAAGCAUGCAUGUCUUUCGGAGUUUACUCCUUUGCAGGAAGAACGCAUGUAUCGAUCUUUCAACACCUUAAGGCUAGGUCGAUAA
Messenger RNA from Colletotrichum lupini, 882 nucleotides. RefSeq names its product metalloprotease 1. Bases 1 to 882 code for a protein of 293 amino acids. The transcript has 3 exons. Gene Ontology annotation, molecular function: metallopeptidase activity. NCBI's taxonomy places the organism in Eukaryota, Fungi, Ascomycota, Sordariomycetes, Glomerellales, Glomerellaceae. The record is from RefSeq and is a predicted model, not a curated record.